AUGUCCUGCUGCCGAGCGCAUGUGGCUGAGCCUGUCACUCCCAGCUCCGCGUCAUCGUCGGAGCAGGAUGAGCAACAAGCGCAGCAGAAUGAGGAGACGGGGCCCAAAAUCGACAACAGCAGCGUCCUCGUCCCUGGGUUCUCCAUCAAGGGGUCCGUCGCCCACUUCGACGCCGGGAUGACCCUUUGCCAAGGCUCCGUGAACGCACGCUUUUCCAUUCCCCUCUCCUGGCACGACUUGGCAUAUACGGCGAAUGGCAGGAGAAUUCUUCGUGACCUCACAGGGACAGCGCUUCCGUCGCGGUGCCUCGCCAUCAUGGGAUCGAGUGGUGCGGGUAAGACGACGUUUCUCAACGCCAUCUCUGACCGACUUGCCUCCUCCCGCACCCUCAAGAUCACAGGGAAGCGCCAGCUGGGUGACUUGGAAUACAGGCGUCGCUACCGCCGGAUGAUUGGUUUUGUGGCGCAGGAUGAUAUUCUCUCCCCACGUGCAACGCCAGAGGAUUCCCUCAGCUUCUCGCUUCGUGUGAGGCGCGGCACCAGUCGAAAAGAAACCAACGCAUUGGUUGAGGAGUCUUUGGGAGAAUUACGCCUUGUCCACUGCCGUGACACCAUCGUUGGCAUCCCUGGCCUUAUCGCUGGUCUUUCAGGUGGUGAGCGCAAACGCGCCAGCAUUGGUGUGGAGCUUAUUUGUGACCCUAAAAUUAUUAUGUUGGACGAACCCACCUCGGGUCUGGACUCCGUUACAUCAGUGAAGAUUGCGCACCUUUUGAAUACCAUCGCCCGAACAGGCCGCACGGUGAUCUACACCAUCCACCAGCCCACGGCUGAGACGUUGAACUACUUUGACGACAUCAUGCUUCUCACAGAGGGGCAAUGCGCCUACCAUGGCACGAUGGCAAAGUCUGUGGAAUACUUUGAGUCCAUAGGUUACACCUGCCCUGAACGGUACACCCCUACCGAUUUCUACAUGACCCUGCUUCAAGACCCGGAUACUUCGAAAAUCCUCAUUAAAAAAUGGAAGAAGUACUUGAAACAUGGUGUGCGAACGCCACAUACAACGGCUGUUGAACUAAAUCCCACCCCUUCUGAGUCUUCCACGGCGCACUUCAUUGAAAAAUACCUUGAUAAGUUUCGAAGUACUCCGUGGAUUCAAUUUGAAGAACUUAUGCGCCGUUCCGCCGUGGAGCUUGGUCGAAAUCGUGUCUACCUGUUUUCGCAGUUUGUACAGGCCGCCUUUUUUGCGGUGAUUGUGGGUCUCAUCUUUAUUAAUGUUAAGGAUGAUGUUACUGGCAUUCAAGACCGUGAGGGUGUUAUCUUCAUGGCAACAAUGAAUCGUGCUAUGGGGCAAACGUUUAUCAUGGUUAACUCCUUCAUGGCGGACAAGCCCUUGUACAUACGCGAGCAAAUGGUUGGUUCAUACUCUCCGUUCAUGUACUUUUUAAGCAGAACCUUGGUGGAGUUUCCUGUGCGUGUGUUCUUUUGCCUUAUUGAGAGCUCUAUUUUGUACUGGAUGGUGGGCUUAUAUCGCGACGCGGGGGCCUUCUUCUACUACUUUGGUGUGCUUGCGCUACUUACAGAGGUGGCCUCAGGGCUUGGGUUUUUACUCAGUGCCUCGUUUACCAGCUUGAUCGUUGCUUCCGCUACCGCGCCCGUGAUUUUGAUGCCGCUUGCGCUUGCGGGUGGGCUUCUGGCAAGCACGGAUCGGUUGCAACCAUAUUGGUACUGGCUGGAGAAACCCUCUUUUAUCCGUCAAGCGUUUAUUUUGCUCACACGCAACGAGUUUAAGCACCUCACGCACAUCUACUGCGACGGCGAGGGCAAAAGUCCGAAUUACUGCAGAGACCAACCAAAGAACGGCGAGCAAGUCUUGCAACAACUUGGGUUUCAGACGGAACAGUCUUCAGACUGGGCUAUGUGGGUCUCGCUCGCCGUUUUGUACUUCCUCUUCCGCUUUUUUGUCGUGAUUGCCCUCUCCAUUGCCGCGCGGACAAAGUUUUAG
Messenger RNA from Trypanosoma conorhini, 2001 nucleotides. RefSeq names its product ATP-binding cassette protein subfamily G, member 1. The transcript has a single exon. The record is from RefSeq and is a predicted model, not a curated record. Gene Ontology annotation, cellular component: membrane. Gene Ontology annotation, molecular function: ABC-type transporter activity; ATP hydrolysis activity; ATP binding. NCBI's taxonomy places the organism in Eukaryota, Euglenozoa, Kinetoplastea, Trypanosomatida, Trypanosomatidae. The coding region runs from base 1 to 2001 and encodes 666 amino acids.